AUGUCUCUCCUCGCAGCUGCAACAACCCAAACCGCUUCGGAUAUGAGCUACCGGCAGAAACCCGAACUUGUUGGCAAAUACACCAUUGAGCUCAGUCCCGCAUUGAAGCUGUUCAUCGAAGCUGCCCGGCCUGCACUUCUCACCCUCGCAGAACAAGUUUUCCGCCUCAGUCAUGCCCUUCUCACGCAUCUCAUAUUCGGAGGCAAUGUUGCAGCGCUGCAAACCUAUCUCAUCGCCAAAGAUCUGACGACGAGGUCGGCCACAGCCCUGGGCGAGAUUGCGUGGUCCGCGUGGAACUCGACCCAAGUGAGACGUCUGCGCAAGAAGCUGGAGUUCGAAUUCUUCGUGCUGAUUCUUGGCUGUGGGAAUAGCCUCUGCCUGGCUGUCUUUUGGCCGGGUUGGUUCAUUAUUGGCCUGCUCUACCUGGCAUGGACGGCGCUCAGGUUCUUGGCUGGCUGA
Molecule: messenger RNA, 459 nt
Organism: Diaporthe citri
Lineage: Eukaryota; Fungi; Ascomycota; Sordariomycetes; Diaporthales; Diaporthaceae
Exons: 1
Coding region: 1-459 (152 amino acids)
Source: RefSeq, a predicted model, not a curated record